CAGGGCAGCGGCCACGUGGUUUUUGUGUAUGAAGAUGGCGUCGGUGGCGGAGAAGGAGGGCGCAGAGGCGGGAGGAGGAGCAGCAGGAUUCGGGUCUAGCCCGUCGGGAGGCGGAGACAACCGGACCGGGGACUCCGUACAGCUGAGCUCGGCCGCUGGACUGGAUACAGAGUCUUCCAAUGAAAAGGACGCCUUGGACUCCACAGCUGAAGGUGAAGUCAUGGACAACCAAACAGGCUCGGUGGAUGAGGAAAAUGGCCGCCAGCUUGGCGAGAUCGAGCUCCAGUGUGGCAUCUGCUUGAAGUGGUUUGGAGCGGAUAUGUUUGGCAUAGAUACCACGUUAUGUCUUCCGUUUAUGACCAAUUACAGCUUCCAUUGUAACGUGUGCCACCACAGCGGGAACACAUAUUUUCUGAGAAAGCAAGCCAACCUGAAGGAAAUGUGUCUUACCACUUUGGCCAACUUAACGUGGCAUUCCCGAAACCAGGAUGAACAUCCCAAGACUAUGUUUUCCAAAGACAAGGAUAUAAUACCAUUUAUUGAUAAGUACUGGGAGAGUCUGACUACUCGACAACGGCCUGGAAAAAUGACCUGGCCCAACAGUAUAGUGAAGACUAUGACUAAAGAACGGGAUGUGUUUUUAGUUAAAGAGCAUCCGGACCCAGGCAGCAAGGACCCAGAGGAGGAUUAUCCAAAAUUCGGUCUGCUUGACCAGGAUUUGGGAAAUAUUGGCCCUGCUUAUGAUAACCAGAGGCAGAGCAGCGCAGUGUCCAGUGGAGGGGGUCUAAAUGGGUCUGCAGCGGCCAGCUCUGCAAAAGGUAGAGGAGCAAAGCGCAAGCAACAAGACGGCAGUUCUUCCAAUGCAGCCAAAAAGACCAGAAGCGAUCCGCUAUUUGCCGCACAGCGCCUGCCUCCUCACGGGUACCCGUUAGAACACCCGUUCAAUAAGGAUGGAUACCGAUACAUCUUGGCGGAGCCUGACCCACAUGCACCCGACCCAGAGAAACUAGAAUUGGACUGUUGGGCAGGAAAACCUAUUCCAGGAGACCUGUACAGAGCCUGUCUGUAUGAGAGGGUGCUGCUCGCCUUGCAUGACCGGGCUCCUCAGUUAAAGAUCUCUGAUGAUCGCCUUACGGUUUUGGGAGAGAAGGGAUAUUCCAUGGUGAGGGCGUCCCACGGCGUGAGAAAAGGAGCCUGGUAUUUUGAGAUAUUUAUCGAUGAAAUGCCCCCGGAUACAGCUGCCCGACUGGGCUGGUCACAGGCUCUAGGUAAUCUCCAGGCUCCGUUGGGUUAUGACAAGUUCAGCUAUUCCUGGCGUAGCAAGAAAGGAACCAAAUUCCAUCAAUCAAUAGGAAAACACUAUUCGGACUCCUAUGGACAGGGGGACACCCUUGGGUUUUAUAUUAAACUCCCAGAUGACACUGAGACUGCAGUAGCUCUGCCCGACACCUACAAAGACAAGGCCUUGAUUAAAUUCAAGAGUUACCUGUACUUUGAAGAGAAGGACUUUGUAGAUAAAGCGGAAAAAAAUUUGAAGCAAGCAGCGGGCAGCGAGAUCAUAUUUUACAAGAAUGGGGUCAGUCAAGGAGUAGCCUAUAAGGAUGUUUUUGAAGGUGUAUAUUUCCCAGCUAUAUCCCUCUACAGAGGCUGCACAGUUUCAAUCAAUUUUGGACCUCAUUUCAAGUAUCCACCAAAGAAUUUGUCUUUUUGUCCAAUGAGCGAUAUGGCCUGGAAGGCGGUUGUCGAGCACACCACGGCAGACGUCCUUUACCACGUAGAAACCGAGGUCGAUGGCCGAAAGAGCCCUCCGUGGGAACCUUAACGCCGGCAUUUUUAUCCUUCAUUCUCUCCUCCCCUAGAGAUUAUUUAGUGCAUAAUGGAAAUAAACGUUCUGUAUCAAUACCUCACCAUUUUCAAGAUCUCUGCUUGCUGUAAUUCAACAGGAAUCUUCAUUGCCUAUUUGUAGUGGGUAACAGUCUUCCCUGUGGUGGAGGCACAAGGGCUCGGCUUGUCACAGCCCGGUUAUCGGGGUUCUGUUGUAUGACCGGCGCACUUAGAUGUCCAAGACAGACUAUAACGUAAGCUAGGACAGGUUGCCAUACACAGACAGCAAGCAGAGAUCUUGCGAGGAAUGAUACCGAAAGUUUAUUGGAAAAGGGUGUUUUUUUUUAUUAUUAUUAUUAUUAUUAUUAUUCAAUGAAUAAGCUUCAAUGGAUGAAACUGUAAUGUACCUUUUUAAUGUUCAGGAUUUGGUCAGCGCUGUUCUCUAUAUUAAGGGAACAUGGUGGAUAAAGUUUAUAGAUGGGCUCAAAGAUAGGAAGAUUGCAGGUACUGUAAGAAUAUUUUGAGGAUGGAAAGUGCCAUUAUAUACUUUUAUGAGUAUUGCGUAUUUUUAAAGGGCUUGACCAGGAUUUUGGUGUUGAUGGCUUAUCCUAAGGAUAGGCGGGGGUCUGACACCCUGCACCCCAGCAUUCAGCUGUUACCUCGUAGCUACAUUGUCAGAAAUCCACUGCUCCCUCCUUCAUGCAGUGGACGGAGCUGGUUACUGCAGUGUUGCUCCCAUUGCAAUGAAGGAGAGUUGCUCUGCCGUUAUCCGCUCCAUCCAGGGAGCUGUGUAGUUCUGGAGCUGCAAGGUAGCAGCUGAUUGGUGGGGUGUCAGACCCCCACAAAUAUCCUAAGGAUAAGCCAUCAUCAUCAAACCACAGGACAACCCCUAUCACUGACGUGUUGAGAGACCGUACCAUAAGUGAGCAGCGGAUGUCUCGCUGAUCCUGAGAAUGGGAUAGGAAAGCCCCUUUAAUUGAUCCAACAUUCCUUGACGGGUCCCUGGGUUGUUUUACGGUUAGAUAGUGAUGGGUCAGAGUUAGAUGAGUGGCCAAAUUUUUUCCUUUUUUUUUUUUUUUUUAAAGCAGAUUUCUGCUUUUCAUGACCCAAGUAUUUUCAUCUUCUCACAUGUCUUUGAUCAAGUUGUACCCUAUAAUAAGGAUGGCAAAUGAUGGGCCAUUCGACGCUCUAGAGCAAAGUAUUAUAUGCUUCCUGGUCACCGAGGGUUGCCUUGUGUGUCGCUGAAUCUUGUGGUUCACUCGGAUGUAAAAAUAUUACUUGUGUUUCUUUUAAAUAAAGUUUCUUUUUUUUUUUUUUAAUUAUUUA
This is a messenger RNA of Bufo gargarizans (Asiatic toad), 3150 nucleotides long. It is a transcript of the gene ASH2L, whose product is annotated as ASH2 like, histone lysine methyltransferase complex subunit. The transcript is spliced from 16 exons. Gene Ontology annotation, molecular function: protein binding; transcription cis-regulatory region binding. Gene Ontology annotation, cellular component: Set1C/COMPASS complex. The record is from RefSeq and is a predicted model, not a curated record. NCBI's taxonomy places the organism in Eukaryota, Metazoa, Chordata, Amphibia, Anura, Bufonidae. The coding region runs from base 29 to 1822 and encodes 597 amino acids.